Molecule: messenger RNA, 618 nt
Organism: Loa loa (African eye worm)
Lineage: Eukaryota; Metazoa; Nematoda; Chromadorea; Rhabditida; Onchocercidae
Exons: 3
Coding region: 37-438 (133 amino acids)
Biological process (GO): translation
Cellular component (GO): ribosome
Molecular function (GO): structural constituent of ribosome
Source: RefSeq, a predicted model, not a curated record
UUUCAGAGUAGAGAGUGACGUGAGUCGCGUAGAACAAUGGUUUGCGGACGUGUACGUACAAAGACCGUAAAAAAAGCUUCCCGUGUGAUUAUCGAAAAAUAUUACACUAAGCUGACGCAUGACUUCCAUACAAAUAAGCGAAUUUGCGAGGAAAUUGCUGUCAUUCCGAGCAAAAAAAUGAGGAACCGUAUUGCGGGUUACAUAACGCACUUGAUGAAACGUAUCGAGAAGGGACCGGUUCGUGGCAUUUCAAUUAAAUUGCAAGAGGAAGAAAGAGAACGUCGCGAUAAUUAUAUGCCGGAUAUUUCUGUCGUUGAUCCGCGCAUGUUGACCACAAUUGAAGUAGAUACGGAGACCAAACAGAUGAUUGAAUCAAUGGAACUGAGCAUUCCAAUGACCGACAAAACAGCAAAUACGGGAGUGGCUGGUCGAAGAUAAUUCAGAAAAGGAAUGGCUUUUAUUUUCUUUGUUCCCUUAAAUUUUAUUCGUUUGAAAGGUGUGCUCGAUAAAUUCUCGGUUUGUUUGUAUGGAGCAUAAAAUAAAUCCUGACUUACACUUUCCCAUUUGAUUCUAAGUAGGUGACAAAUUGGAUGGAAAGAUGAAAUCGAUGUACCUCAU